AUGGAAAAACGACCAUCUGCAGAGAGAGCAGCAGACUCAAUUGCUGCACUGGCAGUUACCCUUUCUAGUGAUAGUGAACCUUCAAAUGUAAUAUCAGGUGAAUCCUAUGAACCAUCUAAUUCGUCGAGCAACAGUUAUGAUGAUAAAGAACUUAAUGAAAUAAAUGAAGCGACAAAUGUGAUACCUGCACAUUCAAAUGAAACAAAUCUACCAUCUGAACAGUCACAUGAAAAAAUCUAA
This is a messenger RNA of Rotaria sp. Silwood1, 240 nucleotides long. Lineage: Eukaryota; Metazoa; Rotifera; Eurotatoria; Philodinida; Philodinidae. The record is from the annotation of a GenBank genome assembly.